This is a messenger RNA of Nematostella vectensis (starlet sea anemone), 6130 nucleotides long. RefSeq lists its product as uncharacterized. Gene Ontology annotation, molecular function: protein kinase activity; ATP binding. The record is from RefSeq and is a predicted model, not a curated record. The coding region runs from base 583 to 5103 and encodes 1506 amino acids. Gene Ontology annotation, biological process: protein phosphorylation. NCBI's taxonomy places the organism in Eukaryota, Metazoa, Cnidaria, Anthozoa, Actiniaria, Edwardsiidae. The transcript has 34 exons.
AGCGGAAGUUCUCGCUUUGAGCCAACUGGUUCUUUUUUCUCGAGUACCUGCGGGAUCUUUCGGGAUUUUCACGGGAAAGCAGCGGGUUUUUCGGUUGUUGUGGAAAUGUGAGCCGGCCUAACGACUACCAACUACACUAUUAUAACACACGUCGAUUGAAUGGAGAUUUAGCUAACUUUAUGGUAAAAGCAUCAUUCGAACGAAGCAAGGAUAUCAUCAGUGUUUAGGAUUUAAAGGCGAGGUUAAUGUUGUUUCGGACGUGGGACUCUCGUUUUGCGGGAUCGUCUGGUUGACAUCGCUCAAGAACUUUUCCCGAAUUCCUUUUACCGCCAAUAUUUUGACCCCAAGUCAACUGAUUAGAUGUCUGUGCUCGCAGUCUGUAAACAUGUGGGGAUAAGGGUGGACUCAUUAUGACUUGAGCCAUGUUUUGGGUGCAUUUGCUCUAUUUACUGAAAAAUUAAUUGUGUUGCCAUGAUGCAUAAGGAACUGAGGAGGGCACCCAAUUCUCCAUUCUAACUUUGUGAAACUUCGGGAGUUCGUUCCUUGGAAAGUACUAUGAGUUUCAGUAUAACUCCAUGAAAUAUGGCCACAGGCUACAAGCAAGAUGACCAAGGCGAGAUAAAUUCAACAAACGGCCAGAAGUCAGAAGAUGCGCGUAGCAGAGCGGAUGAAGAUGUCGGGUCGGCAAAUGGUCAAACAAUAUGGCGACUUGUUCUUCUCUCUUCUAAAAUUCGACAGUCUUCAACUCUCAGUGCUGCUGCAAGGACAGGAGUUCUGGUCUCGCAGUAUAAAUACGAGAGUAGUACUUUGGAGACAAUUCUGGCUCAAGCGCAAAAUGUCUUGUCCGGGCGAAAGGUUGCAAGUGUCGCGAUCAUAGCGAACGGACAAUCUGGGACAUUUCAGCUCACAGCCUCUGCAGAUCAGGUAGUAACUCUAAGGUCAUUAAAGGAUCAGGAAGAUAUCCGGAGUUUUUUCACUCAGCUCGUUUGUACUUGCCUGGACACUAGUAUUCCUGGAGCACGCCUGGACAUGCUUGCCUGUCCAUUGGUACAGAGCAGUGACACUGUGCAGUUUAUUGACUUCUUGGAAAAUGUAGCCAAGGUGACGGUUGGCAUGACCAAGGAGCUGCUAGGAGCAGAUGUUAGAGGGAACAAUAACAUAAAGGCUGAUGAUGGAUCAAGCAUAUUUCCUGGUGAUUUGUACUUCAAAGCUGAGAAGAUAAGAGGCUGGUCUGGGAUGCAGCCACAGAGCAUCAGCAACUUUGAGAAGAUACGGACAGUUGGCAAAGGUGCAUAUGGUGCUGCUGUCCUUUACAGAAAAAAAGAUGAUGACUCACUUGUCAUUUUAAAAGAAAUCACCUUACAUGACCUGACUGGAGCCGAGCGGCAAAUGGCCAUGAAUGAGGCGAAAGUGUUGUCCAAGCUAAGUUUACACCCAAAUAUCAUCAGUUACUAUGACAGCUUUGAAGUGGAGGGGACCUUGAUGAUAGAGAUGGAGUACGCAGACGGAGGCACAUUGGCACAGUACUUGACCAAGCUGGAGAAGGACAUGGAGGAAAAGGACAUUCUUAACAUGUUCCAGCAGAUGCUCUCUGCCCUCAAGUACAUUCACAACAAUAACAUUUUGCACAGGGACCUGAAGACAGCCAACAUCUUCCUGACUAAAGACACAGUGGUCAAGCUGGGUGACUUUGGAAUCAGCAAGCAACUUGAAGGGUCUAAGGCCAACACUGUUCUUGGAACACCAUACUACAUAUCUCCUGAGAUGUGUCAAGGCAAAGAGUACAAUCACAAGAGUGACAUCUGGGCAUUGGGCUGCAUUCUUUACGAGAUGGCCUCACGACAGAAGACUUUUGAGGGAUCCAAUCUCCCCGCCCUUGUUAACAAAAUCAUGAAGGGUCAGUUUGCUCCUAUUCGAGGGAACUACAGCGCAGAAUUUAGGACUUUGGUAAGGGACAUUUUACAAAAUGAUCCUGAGAAAAGACCCUCAGUGAGUGAGCUCCUGCAUGAGAGAGUGCCAAAGCUCUUGGAGCGCUAUGAGGACAUCACGGAAGACGAGCUCAGCAGUUCAGUGGAUCACAACCGACACAAGAAGACACGGUCUUUGUUUUUCUACCUCGAUAUGGCGACCGUCAGCAUGUUUCCCAUAGAGACACCCGUGCGUGCGCAGCUUGGAGAGGUAUCGGUGGGCCAGUCGCACGUUGCCGUGGUUACGCUAGAGCGCGCUGCAUAUACCUGGGGAGACAACAGCCGCGGUCAGCUCGGCCAGGGGGACUUGGUCAACCGGGACAAACCUACCCUCGUCGACACGCUCAAGGGCAAGGCCAUCACGAGGGCUUGUUGUGGCGACAAGUACAGCGUGUUCGUCACGGAUAACGGCAUAGUGAUGACGUGCGGCUCGAGUGAUACAGGUUGCCUUGGACACGGAGACUGGUCCAGUACUCCACGGCCAAAGCUGAUCGAGGGACUACUGAGUGUGGACGUGACCGCGGUGUCUUGUGGGCCGCAUCACGUGGCCGUGGUGUGUAGCGAGGGACUGGUGUUCACUUGGGGCAAAGGCGCGGACGGGAGACUAGGACUCGGCAAUGAGGAUGACCAGUGCGUGCCGUGCCAGGUGACCAUGGAGGAUGCUAACGUGUCAAUCCGUGAUGUGAGGUGUGGUCUGGACGGGACCAUGUUCCUGACCGACACGGGCGCGCUACUCGCGUGCGGGAGCAACGCGAACAACAAGCUCGGGUUGAACAACCGCCAGGGAUUCUUGAUGCAGAUGAAGAACUUGCUCAACAAGGACCCAGUCAAAGUGACGACUACACCGACCGCAGUCAAGGCCCUGUCCCGUUACCGUGUGGUAGACAUGGCCCUGGGGCCGACCCACAGUGCAGUGUUGGUAGAGCCUGGUCAUGUGCACACCUUUGGUAGCAAUCAAGACGGUCAACUGGGCAGCGGUAACACCAAGCCCCGGGAUGCGCCUGCCAGUGUCAAGCAGUUAGAGGACCAGACAGUGACGAUGGUGUUUUGUGGCUAUGGGUUCACUGUCGCCGGCACCAAUGACAACACAUUGUACUUCUGGGGCUCGAGGCCUGUCCGGCGUCCUCGCAAGCAAAGUGACAACGGAGAAAAGACGGAUUCUGAGACUUCAUCCGUCACUAAAAGACACAAGCGCAACGCUAGUGGCAGUAUGAGUAUCUGUAGUGGGGAUAGUUUAGACUGCUCGUCAGGGAGUAGAAGCGGUGACGGUCUCGCCAACAGCCAGUCCUUCAAGGACGCCAAGAAACGACGAGAAGGAAUCCUGGAGCAGAGCCAGGGCAAGGGUGAGAGUAACGGGUCAAGAAGCCGCAAGGAUGGUAUGCAGGAAGGGCUAGCCAUGCCCGCGUCGUACAAGAAGCGCAAGGAUGCCGUGCAGGAGGGAGGGAGCAGCAGCCAGAUGGACGUUAUGGGAAGCUGCUCCAGCGUGUUUGAGCAGGCCAUGCUGGCAGGAGAAAGUAGUAACCUGUCAGAUGCCGACAAGAGCGAGUCUAAGGACAUCUCAAAGAAUUACAUCCGGAUGUCGUCGCGCAAGGUGCGGCUAAACGGACACGUGGGUAUGGGCUCGCUCAAGAUGCACGAUAACGAGCCUGUGACCACCCCCAUCGCGCUCUUCCAUUGGGACGCCAUCAGCGGGAUCGACGAGACGGAGAGCGAGUUCCCGGUGUUCUUACAGGACAUCAGUGGUUAUGGCGAGAACGUGUUCGUCCAAAUCGAGACCACGGCGCCGCCUCCUCGCAAGCGGUCUAAAAAGCGACUGAGUAAAAAGGACAAGAAAACGAGCAAGAGGAAUCUGGAGGGCGUAUCUAGUUCAGUGCCUGGUGUACCGCUAGACUCCUCUGUUGGAUCCAGCUCAUCCGAACUCGACACUUUAGGGGAGGUUCCCACCUGGCUGAAAAAUGAGUUGAAAGAAGGCAUCAUGGCGUCUGUGCCAAUUGAUGAUGACGCCGACAGCGAAGAGGAAUCAGAAAGUGACGUCACAGAUAGCGAGGUGGAACAGGCUGAGAAGCUGCCCAUGCGUAAUACAACAGCAUUCCAGAACUUCCCCGAGAAAGCAACCAGGGACCCGGAAAAGAAAGCCACCAUGCGCAAGUCCGUCUCCGAGACGAUGAUUGUAGGUGGCGUCGCCAUAGCAACGUCAGUAGGCGCCGACAUCCCACUUAGCGUCAACGCCAGCGCAACCUCGCUUGGUUCUGAGGGGACUGGGAGCAAGGAAAAUGUCAAAAAGGCCCUUGCCAGCGUCUCGUCCCAGGACUUCUCGUCCAAAGACGCCAAGAAGGGCGACCUGAGUAUCUCGCGGGUCUUCCCGCGUCCCGCAAGCAGCCCGGCCUCGGGACACCAGCGGUCGGCGUCCGAGAGUCACCUUGAGAAAGGCCUUGUGUCGCCUGAUAGCGGGUGUGAGGUCACGCUGGUCGAGAAACUGAAUAGCUCCAGCGAGGGCUCCGACAGAGGCUCCGCCAAACCCUCCACGCUAGAAGUCAAGAAGCGAGUUGGGCCACCAGCGUCCCCGCUAGCAUCACGGUCAAGCAAGACUUCGUUAGCUGCGCGCGCAGAGAGGCCACAUGAUCCGAGACGCCCUGUGGGCCGAGCGAGGUUCAGUCACGUGGGAGGCCGGACUAGACCAGGGCCGUCCCGUCCAGGUGAUGACCGCAAGGUGGAGCGCAUGAUGAGCUCCCGCCAUGAACAGGUGGUGACGGAGCUGCAAAAAGAGGCGAACCUCGCGCAGCAGGCGCUCAAACAGCAGAUGGAGCGGCUGAAGCAGGAGAAGGAGGAGAGCGAAAGACGACUGGAAGAGUUCCGUGAAGAAGAAAGAAAACGCAUGGAGCAGUGGAAAGUCCAGCAGGAACAAGAAUCCAAGGAGCGAGAACAAAAGCUUGAGGAAGAAGUGCAGAAUUUGAAAUCUGAAUUACUUAAGCAAUGUGGAAAACUUCAAGACAACUACAACGUGGUGAUAUCCCUACAGGAACAGCUCGCUCGUAUGCAGCAGGAACAAAUACGACAGCAAGCAAAGGAAAAGAGGCAGAACAAAACAUUACAGAAGCAAAACUCAGCUAAAAGUUCUGUGUGUGCUGUUAUGUGAUGUCACGAGGUCAAACCCAAGUUACUAGGCCAAGGUACUAGGCCAUUGAGAAGCCCCUUAAAGGCCAAGCCAGGCCUAACAAAGCCUACUCAAACAAAACUGUUGGGCAACUUGGGCUAUACAGGCUAUCUGUCAGCCAAUGUGUGGCACAGAUUCCUGAACUUAUUUCAAAGCAUGUCAUCACAAGGUCAUCAAUAGGACUUGUAAAGGGUGUUUUUAAAAUGGUCAAACCGUAAAACGCCACAAUAUGCACCAUAUGUAUUUACGCAUUCAAAUAAUCACAGAUAUUUAUAUAUCACCUUAUUGCUAGGAGUCUGGCAAGAAAUGGAAUUUGUUUUCCUGAAUUUUUCCAAGUAUCACUUUGUCACUGUUUUUUUAUUACACAAAGGCUAGCUAAAACCAGUAUUAUUUGAAUGUACUUCAGUGUGCCCCCCAAUAUUUUGAGGUCUGCUACUUCACUGUACUUAAAGUCGGAAUGCACAGUACUGAAGCAAUUUUAUAGCUGCACCAGAAAGUGUGAACCCAUUGAUAAGAUUUUCUCAUUCAUACUAGAAGAUUCCUAGACUCAUUGCACAAAACACUGAGCACACUAUCACUCCUUGUGUGUAGUAUUGGCAUCACAAAUAAGCCACCUCCUCAGACAAUGCUCUUUCAUUAAUCUUGAACGAAAAAAUAUAUAUGGUGGAGCACAAUCUCCCUUGCUUGCUAUGGUGCUCAUGCCUCAUGUUUUUUUUGUUUGUUUUGGAUUUCCUAACACCUAAAGGCCUGUGGAGAAAGCUCAGCUCAGAUUUAAGUUAGAUAUAUCACCAGUGGAAAAAAAACUGGGUAUUUAUUCAAUUAAAAAAAUUAUUUGUCAUGGUGGAAGCUGCACAGAAUAUAAUUGAGGAAACUUGGAUGUAUAUGUUUAAAUUAAUUACAUUCUUUUAUAUGGAAUAUUUGUACAAAAUCAUAAAAUGAAUAUUUACACCAUUAUUAAAAGUGGUAUUAUACAAUAAAUGUGUAUAAUAAAGCUAUUAUUUGUGGAUAA